CCUCCUAUCAAGCAUAGCAUUUCGGUCGCCGAAGGCAGGACUGAGACCUGCGAGGUGAAGGGAAGUUAGCGAGGCCCUCGACCGGAGAAAGUCCCAUUCAGAGCUCAAAACACCUACCACCCGCAUUCCCUUGGUGACGACGUUCCCGACGACCAUUGUGCUUUUGUAUUCUUCUAUUCGGGUGAACGACAAUCUCCGCAGCUCAACGGCGCUGUGCAAACCUGGCAAACCGGUCCGAGUGAAGCCGAAGUCGACCCCAGGCGCGUGGUUCUGAUGAACUUUCGAACUUCAACUUCAACUUGAACUCUCGCUCCUUCUCCUUUCCCUCCCGUGUCCCCGUCGACUCCCCCUGUACCCAAAGAGGAUGACUGACUUUGUAUCAGGAAGGCCCCGCAUCCACCUCCCCUCGCUGGAGGAGGACGAGCGGGUGGUCCGGGGCGGCGGCUCCAAUGGGGCGACAAAGGGAGGCCUUACUCUCGACGAUCUAGAGGAUGAAUUCGAGCCAGCGGACACAACGUCGAGGGCGCAAGCCGACCAUCAAGCCAUUUUGGAAGACUUCGAAAAGAAGCGGUUGGCCAGGAACCUCGCUGUGCCGACGGACGAUGGACGGGUGCGGGCCAGGUUACGGGAAGAGGGCGAGCCUAUAACGCUCUUUGGCGAAGGGCCAGCAGAGCGACGAGACCGUCUCCGAUCAAUUCUGGCGCAGAAGCUACAUGACCAGCCGAUGAUGGAUGUGGAUGAGAGCGAGGACGAGAGCGAUGAUGAGGAGAAGGCGGAGGCGGAGGAAGAGUUUUAUACUUAUGGGCCCGAUGAGCUGUUGGAAGCUAGGAAAGAUAUUUCCACUUACUCCAUAUCAAGAGCGAAACAUAGACUGGACUGUCACCGCGCCGAACUGGAGCUACCAUAUCCGCAACGGAAAAAGAUGCGACACGAAUUUUAUACCAACAUCAAAACAUUCGAAACACGCUCGCUACAGUACGGAGACGAGCGGCCAUUGUCUAGCUGCUCCUUUUCGCCAAACUCCCGAUUACUAGCAACAGCAUCGUGGGGUGGGUUGGUCAAACUGUGGAGUGUACCAGAAUGCACCCACCUACAUACCCUGAAAGGGCAUCGCGAUCGAGUCAGUGGGCUCGCGUUCCACCCUGGGUCAACCCUCUCGCAAUCGCCCGAAGCCCUCAACCUUGUAACGGGCGGGUCGGACGGCACCGUGCAUCUGUGGAACUUCAACAGCGAAGCCCCGAUAGGCUCCCUUGAGGGCCACGAGCAGCGUGUGACCCGUGUAGCAUUCCACCCGUCAGGCCGAUACAUCGGCACAGCUUCCACCGACACCUCCUGGCGGCUCUGGGACGCCCAGACAUCCCAGGAGCUUCUCCUCCAAGAAGGCCACUCCCGCGAGCUCUUCGCCAUCGGCUUCCAAGUCGACGGAUCAUUAGCCGCAACGGGCGGCAUGGACGCCAUCGGGCGCGUAUGGGACCUGCGAACCGGGAAGUCAAUCAUGGUGCUGCAGGGCCACGUCAAACACAUCCUGUGUCUCGACUGGAGUCCGAACGGGUACCAGCUGGCGACUGGCAGCGAGGACAACUCGAUACGCGUGUGGGAUAUGCGCGCGGCGAAGAGCCUCUAUACCGUGCCGGCGCAUACGAAUCUUGUCAGCCAGGCGGAUAUUAUGAGGGUUGAUGGGGAUGAUGGUGAUGCCGCAAAACUCACGCGUGUAGAAUCAAAUGGGGCGGCGCCGAUGGAAGUCGAGAGUGAGAUCACGACAAAAGUCGAAGGCGAUGCGGACACGGCGGGUGCGGGGGCUGCAGGAGGUGUGAGCGCGGCGACGAGACGGCAACUCCUUGAUGGAUCGUUCCUCGUGUCGAGUUCGUAUGAUGGGACGUGUAAAGUAUGGACGGAUGGUGACUAUAAGCCGGUCAAGGCGCUGACGGGGUUGGAGGGCAAGGUGAUGGCUUGUGAUAUCUCUGGUGGUGAGUACCUAUGCAUCUUUUCUCGUCCUUGGUAGUGGAAUCUGAGUGUAAACGGUUCCCAUUUCAUAGACGCAAAGUUCAUCGCGACGGCAUCGUACGAUCGCACGUUCAAACUUUACGCCACCGAAAAUGUCGAGACAUAGAUCACGACGAGCUGUGACGCACUGGAUGCUUGAUAGCCCGGUAGUCCGUAGCUGUAUCCUAGCCCCCAUCGAGUUACAUUUCCCCGUAUUUCCAUCUCGCUACUGGUGCUGUAUCCUUUGUGCUUAUCGUCCGUACAUCACGCAGCCCAUCCUCAAUCAUCCAAAGCCCAUGCUGGAUCACUUGCAUUGCGACCGCACGAAUUAUGUCGCGGAGGGCAGAACUGCCGUGGAUGUCAGAUAUGCAACGGCGACUAUAGAUAUGCUAUUCAAAAUUUAAGGCAAUACGGUAUACCGAAUUGGUGCAGUAUGUAGAAUGGAUAUGG
Messenger RNA from Fimicolochytrium jonesii, 2433 nucleotides. Its product is annotated as WD40-repeat-containing domain protein. The transcript has 6 exons. Lineage: Eukaryota; Fungi; Chytridiomycota; Chytridiomycetes; Spizellomycetales; Powellomycetaceae. Gene Ontology annotation, cellular component: U4/U6 x U5 tri-snRNP complex. The record is from RefSeq and is a predicted model, not a curated record. Gene Ontology annotation, biological process: mRNA splicing, via spliceosome. Bases 365 to 2002 code for a protein of 545 amino acids. Gene Ontology annotation, molecular function: U4 snRNA binding; protein binding; U6 snRNA binding.